GCGUGUUGUUGUGUGCAAUUUCCUGUUUCUCAGCGCCCCGACCAGGUUUGCCAGUUAGGAGAGGUUCGUCUACGUUCAUUCUUCAGCAAGAAUUUAAUAAUCUCCAUUGCGAUAUCGUCAGUCAACAAAAACUCACCAAGCUUAACAAUUCUUCCGGAUGACGCGAAACAAUCCCCCGCCUUACAACAGUACGAGCUCGUCAGAGAGAGAGCCUCUGAUGCCUAGCGAGCCUUCUCAUCUUCAUCAAUCCUUCAAGAGUUACAUUCGGACAGCAUUAAUUGCUAUCAUAGCUGCUUCAAUUGCGUUCAUCAUCUUUGCAUCAGUGUUCAGCGACACUUGUAAUAAUUCCUUAGAUCCGGAUGUUCGAGAUCGCAUUCGCAAGGACUGGGACAUCGAACUUCGCCAGCACCAGGAAGAAGUUCUCAAGCGCAUUGACACCCAAAAACGCUGGCUUCAGGAAGAUAAUGACAGGACUAGUCUCCGCGAACAAUGGGGAACGGAAGUGGAAAAGCACAAUCGUGAUGUGGAGGAGAGGCUCAGGCGCGAUGAAGAACACAAAACUCAUAUUCGCGAAAAAUGGGAAAGAGAAGUGGAAGAGUACAAUCGUGAUGUGGAAGAGAGACUAAGGCGCGAUGAAGAACACAAAAUUCGUAUCCGCGAACAAUGGGAAAGAGAAGUAGAAGAGCACGAUGAGGAAGUGAAGGAGGGACGGAGGCGUGACGAAGAAGAAAGAAUUCGUAUCCGCGAACAAUGGGAAAGAGAAGCGCAAGAACACGACAAGGAAAUGGAGGAGUCACAGAGGCGCGAAGAGCAAGAAAGAAUUCUUCUCCGUGAAAAAUGGAGGAGGGAGGUGGAAGGGCACGAACGUGAAGUGGAGAAGAGACGGAAGCACGAAGAAGAAGAACGCUUGAGAUUGAAUAUGUUUUGGACCGACCCGACUUCCCACACGUGCACGACAUAUGCCACUCGAGAGUACACUGCCCGACUGGUGAACGUUCCAUCAUACUAUGAUCGCCGUGUGGAGGCUUGCAUGGCCACACCGAUAAAGAUCCACGGAAUUGAAUACACACCUAAGUGGUGCGAGGAUCAUGGUCCAAACAAUGUAAUAGGACAUUGGGAAGUCGACCAGCAUGAGCCGGAUUGCGCAUCGUACUGGAUCUGGUACAAAGAUUUUGGCUGUAUUUCUCCCGGAUCCGGUCAGCGACGUAUUGAACAUUACCUCGAGAACAUCCCAUCUGGAGGUGAUUGGAAGGAGUUUUGUGCUACCACUCCUAUAAGCUUCCGUGGGAUGCACUUCACGGGGGCAGAGUUCUGCUUCAAAAAUAACGGUGCCACAUGGGGCCACUGGGUUUUUGAUGACGAGAGCUGCAAUUAGUCAAGUCACAAUGACGCUUCGAUGUUGGAUGAGGGUGACAUUGCCUUGGAAUUUUGAUGCGCUAUUUUUGCUGUGCCAUUGGAUGUACUUGUACUUGUAUCAUUGACAAGCGCAGGGUGUCCCAAUGGCAACU
Messenger RNA from Suillus subalutaceus, 1508 nucleotides. RefSeq lists its product as uncharacterized. NCBI's taxonomy places the organism in Eukaryota, Fungi, Basidiomycota, Agaricomycetes, Boletales, Suillaceae. The coding region runs from base 158 to 1375 and encodes 405 amino acids. The transcript is spliced from 9 exons. The record is from RefSeq and is a predicted model, not a curated record.